Messenger RNA from Dicentrarchus labrax (European seabass), 7042 nucleotides. It is a transcript of the gene rasgrp3, whose product is annotated as RAS guanyl releasing protein 3 (calcium and DAG-regulated). Gene Ontology annotation, biological process: positive regulation of GTPase activity; Ras protein signal transduction. The record is from RefSeq and is a predicted model, not a curated record. The coding region runs from base 3423 to 5477 and encodes 684 amino acids. Gene Ontology annotation, molecular function: guanyl-nucleotide exchange factor activity; calcium ion binding. Gene Ontology annotation, cellular component: plasma membrane. The transcript is spliced from 15 exons. NCBI's taxonomy places the organism in Eukaryota, Metazoa, Chordata, Actinopteri, Moronidae.
UUAUUGUUAAUGUUACUGUACUGAUGUGUUUUUACUAUGUUGUUGUGAUGAUAUGAUUAACGCUGGUUACUGUAGUAAGUGUAGUCUUUGAGACAGUGCAGGUGAGGUUAGUUUAAUGCUAUGCUUCACACAGACACAGUCUUUGCAUGCAACUAACUCCCUUUACCGGCAUCGUUAAUCUAAGAUCACUCACACACCAACACACCAAAAUUCGGCUCUAAACCUCAGCAUACACAUAUUAUUUAAGGAUGGGGCCCUGAGGAAUUUAAAUGUUAAUUAAAGUCAUUUUCUAUUAUCUUUUGAUAAUUAAUAGUCUUUGAUAGUUAAAAUUAAUUGAUUGCACCAACAUAGUUUGGUGAGCCUUUAAACCACUGUUGGCACUGAUUUAUCAUAGAACCUAUAAUCCCAACCCCCUUUGACCACCCUCCACCAGCUCCAUCUCAUCCAGUCCCCCAGCUCAGCAGGAGCCUAGGUUUUUCCACAACUGAUGGUUCAUCAGGACCAAAACCUCCCACCACAAGAACAGUGUUUGAAUCUGCAGCUGGCCCUGUCAACAAUCAGCCAUUGACACACUCUAAAAACAAAUGUCUUGGCUCAACAAAGAAAAUUAACACAGUUAACAGUUUCCAUCUCUCAUUUUGAGUUGUGACUACAUAGAAUGAAUUUAUGCGCAACCAAAGAACUAUAUUAAGUAAGGCGAAUUAGCUUUUCCUCUACAAUGACAGGUAUUUUUAAUUACCACCUACUAAAUAAUUGGUAGCUUAAACACAAGUUUUUAAGUUGAUUAUUCAUGAAAUUAAGUUGUUCCAAAUAGUUUCCCCAUAUUAUUUAAAAGGCAUUUUAAGUUUCAUGUACUUAAUAACCAAAAUAUUUUUAAGGUGACACACAUUUGCCCUCCAGGAUUUUGGAUCCCUCGACCAUGAUGGUUGCUGUCAUAUGGUCAGACUCUGGGGUGGACCGGUCACUGAUGGUGGCAGUUUUCAUCAGUUGUCUAUUGAGGCCUGCCUCAAAUGCUACAGUUUCCUUGUAUAGCAAAUUAUAAGAAAAAAUACAUUUAUUUAUUAAUAUAUUCAAAGUAUUUUCCCAUUCCAUGCUGUCAACAGCUAUCUGAACAGACCAUUGUUAUGAUAUUACAGAUUGGGGUGUGGCCAGAAGUGUAAUAUACUUAAAACUUUAAUGGACAAGGAGCAGGUUUCUGCCCUGUGUAUUUACACUGCCUACUGUGGAUUUAAUUUUCUUUCAAGAUGUUGAAUUACUUACUCUAAACUUUUUGAGAAUGGUCCUCUUCCUUCUCUCCAAGGCAGUGGUUAGCUACGUCUCUGUGUACUUCAGUUGUAUUGGGCUAUUUUAAAAAAAAAAAGGAAAAAAAGGAUCAAAGGAAAGUAACUAACCACAUAUAAUCUGAAUUGGUGACUGUCAACAAAGAUAAGCCUAAUCAUUUUCAUACAUGGAGAAGCAUGUAUUUUAUAUGUCUGAUUGUCACUCCUGUUGCUCCUGUCCUUGAUGAGACUACAUCCUUAAUUUUUGAUGUGCAAUGGUCAAGUCUGGCCAUUUUCUCUGGAAUUCUUUAUUUAUCUGUAGACCACACAAACGGAAAAAAUUAGAAUUUUAACGUAACCAAAGACCAGGCAAUAGGAGGGGCCAGUCAAGUACCCUGCUAAAUUAUUAAUAUGUAUCCAGUUUAAUACAUACAAACAACAAUGUAGUUUACAGCUAAACACAUAAGAUGUAUCAUGCUGACUCAAAUAAAAAGCUCUCUCAAGCUUAGCCGAUUUGCCAAAUAAAACUUUAUCAUUCGUAUACACUGCUAUGCUACACUGAAGGGUAGAAUUGCUAAACUACGCUGCUAAAUAUGACUAGCCUUAACUAUGUUUAUUAGUACAACAUAUACCAUCAACUGUAUUAACAGAUGUAGCCUUACCUUCAGUCACAAGUCCACUGCUGGUCAAAUCACUGAGCUGCAAUUUUCUGAUGUUAAACUCAGAAAAAAACAAAAUUCUUGUUCUUGGCCCCAAAAACCUUAGAGACUCACUGUCUAAAGAUAUAGUUACUCUAGAUGGCAUUACCUUGGCCUCUAGCACCACUGUCAGGAAUCUUGGAGUUAUCUUUGAUCAGGAUUUGUCAUUUAACUCCCACAUAAAGCAAACCUCCAGGACUGCCUUCUUUCAUUUACGUAAUAUUACAAAAAUUAGACACAUUCUAUCACAGACAGAUGCAGAAAAAGUAAUCCAUGCAUUUGUUACUUCAAGGCUGGAUUACUGCAACUCUUUAUUAUCAGGUUGCCCCAAUAAGUCCAUUAAAACGCUCCAAUUAAUUCAGAACGCUGCAGCACGAGUACUGACAGGAACUAGAAAAAGAGAUCACAUCUCUCCUGUACUAGCUUCUCUGCAAUGGCUCCCUGUAAAAUGUAGAAUAGAAUUUAAAAUCCUCCUCCUCACCUAUAAAGCUCUUCAUGGUCAGGCCCCUUCAUAUCUUAAAGAGCUCAUAGUACCCUAUUACCCCUCUAGAACACUAUGUUCUCUGAAUGCUGGGCUACUUGUGGUUUUCUAUAGUCUCUAAAAGUAGAACAGGAGCCAGAACCUUCAGUUACCAAGCUCCUCUCCUGUGGAAUCAGCUUCCAGUUGUGGUUCGGGGAGGCAGACACCCUCUCCACAUUCAAGAGUAGGCUUAAGACAUUCCUCUUUGAUAAAGCUUAUAGUUAGGGCUGGAUCAGGUGAGUCCUGAACCAUCCCUUAGUUAUGUUGCUAUAGGCCUAGACUAUCGGGGGAUUUCCCAUGGUGCACUGAGCUCCUCUCUUCCUCUCUCUUUCUGCACUCAUUCAUGUCCCAUUAAUGCAUGUUACUAACUUUACUUCUUCCCCGGAGUUCUUGUGCUUUCUCGUCUCGCAGGUUCUUAUCGAUCCUGGUGGAGUCUCCUGCCACGGUCCUGCUAGAUUGCCAUUGCCAAUACUGUUGUUGCUGUGCACCUGUCUGUCUGUCUGUCUGUCUGUCUGUCUGUUAAUGUUAAUGAAGGAAUUUCUUUUUGAAGGACAACAAUGGUGCUCUAUGGCACAGAGAAAGAAGAUAUAUCUGGCUUUGGAUACACACACAAUACUUGUUAGUAUUGACUGGUCUUUUCAUGGGAAAAAUGGAAUAUUGAAUAUUGAAGCUGCAAGCAGAAAUGAUCACUCAGUGAUCGCAAAGCCAAUCGAACAGAAUCUAAUGCAUUCAUGCCCAUUCACUCACCGAUGCACAGCAUCAGGAGCAAUUCAGGGUUCAGUAUCUUGCUCAAGGAUACUUCGGCACAUGGCAGGAGGAACAUACCAACAACCUUCCGAUAAGUGGACGACCAGCUCUGCCUCUAAGCCACAGCCGCCCCACUAUGUAAAGCAUGGCUAUGAAGCUGCUCAUUAGGUGGCACCAUCAAGCCAUUUUGCCACGCCCAUGUAUGACAAUGGGGAGCUGCAGACCAACCAGCUUCCUCGCAGCCUGCUGCUGAUGCAUCGCUGGUACCUUACAUCCUCAGAUCUGGCUGGAAAACUACUGAUGAUAUACCGUGACUGCAAUGGUGACAACUGCCAGAGAACCAGGCUGAAGAUUUGUUAUUUAAUGAGGUACUGGAUAGUGACAUUCCCUGCUGAGUUCAAUCUAGACAUGGGUCUGAUCCAGAUAACAGAAGAGUUCAGAGAUGUGGCUGCCCAGCUUGGCUGUGAGGAGCAUUUCAAACUCCUCGACAUCUCCACCAUUCCAUCAUAUGACUGGAUGCGCAAGCUGACCCAGCGAAAGAAGCAGGCAAAGAAAGGCAAGGCCUCACUGCUGUUUGACCACCUGGAGUCCAUGGAGCUGGCUGAGCAUCUCACCUUCCUGGAGUUCAAGUCUAUCCGGAGGAUAUCGUUCACUGAUUACCAGAGCUAUGUGAUGCAUAGCUGCCUGGUGGACAACCCGACCCUGGAGCGCUCCAUUGCUCUUUUCAACGGAGUCUCGCAGUGGGUCCAGCUCAUGGUGCUCAGCAAGCUAACACCUCAGACCCGUGCAGAGGUUAUUACCAAAUACAUCCAUGUGGCUCAGAAACUUCUGCAGCUGCAGAACUUUAACACUCUGAUGGCCGUGGUGGGGGGACUGAGUCACAGCUCCAUUUCUCGACUAAAGGAGACUCACUCUUUUCUGGCUCCAGAAGUUGUGAAGAUCUGGAGCGAGAUGACAGAGUUGGUCUCUUCCAACAACAACUACUCUUGCUACCGAAAGGCCUUCAAUGAAUGCCAAGGCUUUAAAAUCCCCAUCCUGGGUGUGCACCUUAAGGACCUGAUUGCAGUGCAUGUAGUCUUUCCUGACUGGGUUGAUGACAGUAAUAAGGUGAACCUGGUGAAGAUGCAUCAGCUCUACAUGACCUUCAAUGAGUUAGUUUCAUUGCAGAGUGCAGUGGCCCAAGUGGAGCCCAACAUGGACCUCAUCUACCUGUUAACGCUUUCUUUAGACCUUUAUUACACAGAAGAUGAAAUUUAUGAGCUGUCAUUGCUAAGGGAACCACGUAACACAAAGUCAUUGCAUACCUCACCAACGACUCCCAACAAGCCCCUGGCUCCACUGGACUGGGCCUCCCAUGUCACCACUAAACCAGACCCUUCUGUGGUCAAUAAACAUAUCAGGAAGGUGGUGGAUUCUGUAUUUAGGAAUUAUGACCAUGACCAUGAUGACUAUAUUUCUCAAGAGGAUUUUGAGAGCAUCGCUGCUAACUUUCCCUUCCUGGACUCCUUCUGCGUUUUGGACAAAGAUCAAGAUGGAUUGAUCAGUAAGGAUGAGAUGAUAGCGUAUUUCCUUCGGGCUAACCCACUGCUCCAGUGUAAGAUGGGUCCGGGUUUCAUCCACAGCUUCCAGGAGAUGACAUACCUGAAGCCCACCUUCUGUGAACAUUGUGCUGGAUUUCUCUGGGGAAUCAUCAAACAGGGCUACAAGUGCAAAGACUGUGGAGUAAACUGUCAUAAACAAUGUCGGGAGCUGCUGGUUCUGGCCUGUAGGAAGCUGAUCCGCUCCAACUUUCUUGGCAAUGUUUCUCCAGCCAGACUGACCCAUAGCUCACUACCCAGCAGCCCUUCAUUGCCCACCUGUGAAGAUGAGGACGAGGUGUUUGAGUUCCCAACAAUCACCUCAGCAGGUCCAGCUCUGGAUCCUCAGUCCAUCACCCUUAUGACUGGCUCAGCCCAGAGGAUCUCUGUGCGCCUGCAGAGGGCCACCACAAGCCAGGCCACCCAAACUGAGCCCUUGUGGCCCGAACACAGCUGGGGAACUACAGAUGGUGGCUCCCACACCUUCCCCAAAAUGAAAUAUAGGACUAAUAGGAAAACAUCUAAAAAUAAAGGAUUUGCCCGCUGGGAAAACCAAAAUAACGGGCAGCAACAGGCAUUUUCCACUCGGUGCAGCAUGGACUCUCAGGAGAAGUCAGAUGCCACAGGACAGUUUGUACAGAAUGGGAUUACACACAGAGGGAAGGUAAUGGAAUAGGUGGUUUUAUUGUUUUAUUUAGGUGACAUCUGUAACAUUUUAACAUCAAUAAAACAUUACUAUAUUCAUCUUAAGACAACACUUAUCUGACAAUGGUAGAUGGUGAAAUGUGGAGGUGGAAUCAAUCUUGUUGCAGACAUGAGUAUUUUUGACCUCAGGAAAAGUAUAGCAUUGGCAAAAUAACUUCAAGGUCCACUUACUAGCUUUCUCCAGAGUUAUCCCCCUCAUCUCAUAGUCAUCAUCUGCAGAUAGUAUUGUCACACUGAUCACAUCUGAGCUAUUUCCUUAAAAAAUGAGGCAGUGUCAUUCACUAAUGAGGGUUGAGAAUAUUUGGUCAAACCAUGAACACCACCUCAAUGAGGCCCCUAGGGGGCAGACAGAAAUCAACAAUGCAUUAAAGCCAUGCGUAGUAGCUAAAUGUCAAUAGCUGUUUUCCUUUUGGAAACAGAGCAGUUACAGCAAGAAAUUCUACAGACGUGUCUAUAAAGCUACAGUUCCACCAGUUGCUGAUUCUGUAAAUCAACAGAAAACCUUCAAAAUCUCUCUGAGGCCAAAGUCAGUUGAGGGUGAGGGACUUUUUGCUGUGAGGCAACAGUGCAAACCACUAAGCCACCAUUUCCCAUUUUAAUCUACAUCAUAAAUAAUAACAUAUUCAGGGCGAGUCUGAUGUCUCUUAGGGUUGAACACAUUUUAAUCAACAUUUCCAGUAGGUCAUGUGAGGCUGAAAAUCAAAUCAUUUUAAAACAUUCUAAUCAUAAGCAUUAUCCACCAGAAUAUCAAUAAUUGCAGCAGCAAAUAAUAAAUUAAUAAAAUAAAACAUGUUGCUGCCAGUCAGUAUUUGAACAGUUGAUUACAUUUAUUCACUGUGGUUUGACUGAUCUGAUCUGACCACUGUAAUACAGAAUAAUGCAAGUCUUUAAUAAAUGUGCAGAUAUUUGUCAAAGUUAUUUUUAAGUCCUACUUUUAGGACAUUUAUAUAAAUGCACUGUCGCCUCACAGCAAAAAGUCCCUCACCCUCAACUGACUUUGGCCUCAGAGAGAUUUUGAAGGUUUUCUGUUGAUUUACAGAAUAGUGUAACAGUCAUGUAGUCACAACAGUCACUCUGAUUUGAUCAAAAUAUGUUAAAUUAGGGGCGCACGGUAGCUUACAGAAUAGUGUAACAGUCAUGUAGUCACAGCAGUCACUCUGAUUUGAUCAAAAUCUGUUAAACUACUGUGAGCGCAUGGUAGCUCACUUGGUAGAGCGCAUGUUCCAUUAGGCUGGGUCCUUACCGCAGCGGCCCAGGUCGGAUUUUGAUCUGCAUUUUUUAGAAAUGCUCAAACUAUAGGUGCUUAGCAGAAACCCGCAAGUGGCUGAAAGUGGUGUUUCUAAGGCAGUGUUUAAUCUUUGUAAAAUUAUUUUGACAGAGAAUUGAAUUGUGAAAUGAUGCCAAAAUGUAAAAAUUUGCAUUGUAUUCUACAAAAUCAUGGGAAUGUAUUCUUUCACAUUUGUUCCUCUAAUAUUUGUUUUAUUUGUUCUGUACAUUUCUUUUGAUUAAAAGUGUGCCUUGAAAAACUGAAGAGAA